AUGGCUUCCUCCGACGUUCCCAUGACCGACGCAACUGCGCAAACUAUUGAUGCAACACCGCAAGCUGGACAAUACAUCAGCCACCAAGGCAAGGAAUACACCACCAUCAAGGAAGGUCUGGCGCACAUCCUCGUGCCUCAUGACGUCCCCACCUCUACCGACCCAAAACUGUCCAAGGAGGAUACCCAGAAGCAGCAGGUCUUCUACAAUCCUAUACAGCAGUUCAACCGUGAUCUGAGUGUACUCGCCAUCAAGACGUUUGGUCAGGAUUCGAUACAGCGGAAACUGAACAAGCACGAGCAGUUCAAGAAGAAGAACGAGCGGAAGCGACAACGGGCACAGGAGGGUCGCGCGGCUGAAGAGACCACGAGUGGGGUGAAUGGGGCGGCAGAAGCCUCUGGCACGGAAGACGCCUUGUCUAAGAAGAGGAAGCUUGCAGAGAACGGUAACGAGGAGGGCGCGGUCCCACCAAAGAAGCAGAAGACCUUCGAGAAUGGUGACAGCGAGCAAGAUCUGGAUGAUGGAGCGAUUCAAGACGAUAUUGCUGGCCCGAACGGUGGACGGACGCCCUGGAAACCACCCUUCAGCAUUCUAGACGCUCUAUCUGCGACCGGUCUUCGUGCUCUUCGUUAUGCGCAAGAGAUCCCCUUCGCCACCGCCGUUACAGCAAACGACAUGUCCCAGAAUGCCGUCGACUCCAUCAAGCUCAACGUGAAGCACAACAAGCUCGAAGAGACAAUCACAGCGAACACUGGCAAUGCCAUAGCCUACAUGUACAGCUUCUGUGACAAGAAAGGAUAUGAUGUGAUCGACCUCGACCCAUACGGCACUGCAGCCCCCUUCAUCGACUCGGCCAUACAAGCCAUCAACGACGACGGGCUGCUGUGCGUAACCUGCACCGACUCUGCCAUUUUUGCAUCACACGGCUACCUGGAGAAGACCUACUCGCAGUACGGUGGAUUGCCAUUCAAGGGUGAGCCCUGCCACGAAGGUGGACUUCGCCUAGUCCUGCAUGCCAUUGCAUCUUCGGCUGCUCGAUACGGCAUGGCCAUAGAGCCGCUACUGUCCCUUUCCAUCGACUACUAUCUCCGAGUUUUUGUAAGGGUGCGAAAAGCGCCCAACGACGUUAAGCUGCUCGCCGGCAAAACCAUGCUCGUCUACCACUGCGAAAGUGGCUGCGGUGCAUGGACUACACAAUUCCUUGCACGUAACAAAGUCACAAAGAAUAAAAACGGCGACCCCAUGUACAAGCAUGGCUUUGCUCAGGGGCCGUCCGCGGACCAACACUGCGAGCAUUGUGGUCAUAAGACCCACCUGUCAGGACCAAUGUACGGCGGGCCGUUGCAUAAUGUCGGAUUUAUCGAAAGAGUACUAGCGCAACUGAAUGAAGUUGACCGCCAGACGUAUCCGACCAUGGAUCGCAUAGAAGGAAUGCUACACACAGCUUUGGAGGAGAUCACAUUCGGCACCAAGUUGGACAAGUCAAACGGGGCGCAAAAGACUCAAGUCCUAGAUCCCCUCAUUCCGAAGUCCGAUCCUGCAGAGAUAGACCACCACCCAUUCUUUUUCAUCCCAAGUUCGGUAGCCAAGAUAGUUCACUGUUCUGCACCGCCGUUGGCGGCACUCCGUGGUGCACUACGACAUGCGGGGUUUAGGGUGACAAUGAGCCAUUGUAAGCCUGGCUCCAUCAAAACAGACGCGUCGUGGAGGGAUAUUUGGCACAUCAUGCUCGAAUGGGUGCGGCAAAGAGCGCCGUUGAAGAAUUUGCCCAAGGCAGGAAGCGCAGGCCAUGCCAUAUUGGCAAAGUCAAGCGUAACGGCGUAUACAAAAACGUCAACUGCCGACAUGGCACCUGUCCAAGUACCGGUCGAUCCGGCGCCUGGAGCGCAAAGUAACGCACAAGACAGCGAUAAUGUUUCGGCGACGACAGCAGCAAAAGAUCUGCCAGCUUACCUCAACACCAAGUUCGAGGUCAACUUUGACGAGAAGCUAGGUAAGGAUCACGACAGGGGCAAAUACGUCCGCUACCAGCUCGCUCCAAGGGAAAAUUGGGGUCCGAUGUCGCGCGCGAAAUAA
Alternaria atra is the source of this 2076-nucleotide messenger RNA. RefSeq lists its product as uncharacterized. Gene Ontology annotation, biological process: tRNA N2-guanine methylation. The record is from RefSeq and is a predicted model, not a curated record. Gene Ontology annotation, cellular component: nucleus. NCBI's taxonomy places the organism in Eukaryota, Fungi, Ascomycota, Dothideomycetes, Pleosporales, Pleosporaceae. The coding region runs from base 1 to 2076 and encodes 691 amino acids. The transcript has a single exon. Gene Ontology annotation, molecular function: RNA binding.